Molecule: messenger RNA, 4077 nt
Organism: Caenorhabditis sp. 36 PRJEB53466
Lineage: Eukaryota; Metazoa; Nematoda; Chromadorea; Rhabditida; Rhabditidae
Source: the annotation of a GenBank genome assembly
AUGCUCCGCGCCGUGCUCUUAUUCUCCAUUCUUCUGGCUGUAUGCGCCGCCCAGAAACUGAUCGAUCUCAAGAGUUUCCGUGGGCGAAGUGUGCAGAAUGCGAUUGACACGCAGGCUCAGUACGCGAUCUACGUGUCGGCCACGUCGGACAGCCAACAACUCCUCGACAACAUCUUCGUCGUCACCGACGAUGGAGCAAGUAUUUCGUAAGUGAGCGAUGGCCGAAGACUAUUGUAGACUAACGUUUAGGCUGUACAAGUUGAAAAACAAAAAGUUAUUGCAAACCUCUGGACAGCUCCAACCGUACGUCGUGACAAAGUCCGCGUACGUGACCACAAGUCUGACUGAUGACCAGAUGAACACGCUGAGCGGAUUUAUGUUUGUUAGCAGCGCCAAGCAGCUCACCAACAGUUAGUACUCGAUGCUUUUAAUAAUUUCCAGUGCAAGUAUUGUCACUUUGCAGAUAUGUUCUACGUGAUUGAUGUGGAUAAGAGCCAGACUGUCAAUCUUCAAGGCCUCGGAGCGGUCGACUCAACCGUUCUCUUCAUGAACUCGAAUAUCCGAACGGCUCCGUAUCACUCUUCAGUGAUCAGUGCUUGGAAACAGGACGGAUCCGCGCUCGCCUCGAUCUAUCGGGGAGUCCCAUCGGAUACGGAUGAGCCCAAGGACUCGCAGAUCUUCUCGAACCCGAUGCACACGCAGACCUUCGAUAGAUUCUUCCCGACCGUAGAGAAGUUCUCUCUGAGUCUUGGCGCUUUCUACCUCAAGACCUAUAAGGGAGUGUCUUUCGUCAUUGAGCCCGGAUACUGUAGGUCACCAAAAAUAGGUUCAUAAACGAUCCUCUUAAUUACAGUCGACGUUGACAGAGGAACCACGUCAAGUUACACCACAACUGGAUUCUUCAUGAAGGCUGUGAACCAACUCGAUCGAACAGUCACAAUCAAAACAAUGAGGGACACCCGGUACAAUGGAAGCACUGGGGCAAAUGUAACCAACUUUUCACUUCUUUUCGUUCCAAUCGCAUAAUAUUCAGACAAUCGGAGAUCUUCCAUCCGGAGGAAAAGUGUCCGUUGGCGCCUACGACGGAGCAACCGGUUACUCCAUUUCUUUCCCGCCAUCCGACUCGAUCUUCUUCUGGCAGACACCGAACAUUGGACUAACGUUCCAAGGAUCCUCGACAAACGGCCAGGCCGGAGAGUACUUUGUGCAGUACUUUGUAGUUCGUGAGUGAAAUCACCGAAACGUCGAAGUUUGAAAUUCGGAGGUCUUCAGAAGGAACGCUGUACUCGGCAACUACUCUCGGCCCCGUACCGACUCUUCCCGGACGCCAAACGACCGCCCAUUCCGGACACGUUGAGACAACUACGAGGUCAGCGACAGCACUUCAAAUCUUCAUUUCUCUCGCUAUUGUCGGUGCUCGAUACUUUUGAUCUUUCAUCUCCAAUGGGUUCUUCUAUUUCAAUGAAUACUAUUUCCAACUUAUCAAUCGUGUCUCAUUUUUUAUCAGUCUGAUUGUGAAACUCAAAAACCUAGAACCAUAUCAUUUUUAUUGCAGCAUGUAAAAAUGUGCAUUAAAACUUGUCCGAAUUUGUCCACACGGCCGGUUGAUCGGUUAAAAUGAAGAGGGAGAUUAGAUUUGUCUGGAAAAUCGCAAAUCUUCUAGAGUACAGAUCUUUUUCACGUCUUCUAGUAGUGUGUCGUCUCGGCGAGAAAUUUUUGAAAAAUCUCGGUGUCUCGCCCUUGUGUCGUCUCGGUUUUUUCUCGUCUCGGUCUCGUCUCGUUCCAUUAUCAUCUCGGUCUCGCCCUUUCUCGGUUCUGUCUCGGUCUCGUCCAGUCUCGUCUCGCCGUGUCUCGGUCGUCUCGCCGUCUCGCCCUUUCUCGUCUCGCCGUGUCUCGGUUCUGUCUCGGUCUCGCCCUUUCUCGUCUCGCCCUUUCUCGGUCGUCUCGCCGUCUCGCCCUUUCUCGUCUCGCCGUGUCUCGGUCGUCUCGCCGUCUCGCCCUUUCUCGUCUCGCCCUUUCUCGGUCGUCUCGCUGUCUCGCCCUUUCUCGUCUCGCCCUUUCUCGGUCGUCUCGCUGUCUCGCCCUUUCUCGUCUCGCCCUUUCUCGGUCGUCUCGCUGUCUCGCCCUUUCUCGUCUCGCCCUUUCUCGGUCGUCUCGCUGUCUCGCCCUUUCUCGUCUCGCCCUUUCUCGGUCGUCUCGCCGUCUCGCCCUUUCUCGUCUCGCCCUUUCUCGCACCUCCAAAAUGUCUCGUUCUUUUCUCGGUGUCUCGGUGUCUCGUCCGAUUAGAAAGUUCAUUUCAUUUUUGAAAGAGUACUUCCAUUUCUUCGCAGAAAAUACACGUAUCCAAUGCAUAUUUUCUGAUACAUUUUCAUUAAAAAAGUACACCGCGUACAGUGUCCACUGUCUUAUUCAGCCACACAGGUGGGCUGAACGAACGAACCGGGUUUUGGAAUAGAGGCAAAGAACAAAAUCUUUUUCCAGCAUUGCAAUGCGCAAGCGAGUUGUCUUUUUUUCUUUUUUCAAUUGAAAACCGGAAUUCUUUCGUUUUUCUCUUAAUAAACACUCAAAUUUUGUUCUUUGUGAACCGUAGGGGCGAUUGUCCAAGUUAAAAGCAUCGAUUUAAGCGCGAAACGGAGCAGAUUCGUUCAGAAUUGACCAAAUUGAGGGAUUUCGUCGAACGUUUCGAAAUUGAUGACGAAGCAGUUAACAUUUUAUAACGAACAAGAGGGAACAUUGAAAGGGAAUAUUUCAUAGGGCUUUCAUAGGGAAGAACUGAAUAGGAUUGAAAUGGUACACGAUAAAAUUAGGGAAAUUCUAGAGAGUCGUCGCUGUUCACAUCUGGAAGAGGAGUUGGCACACUUUUCUUCGUUUUCGGAGGCAUCGGUUUUUUUGACUUCGGCAACUUCUUAUGUACAUUUGUACGGAGGCGCAGUUUCGAUGUCCCCGGCUGGCUCGAAUUUUCCAAUCUCAACUCUAGCCUGGUCGAACAGACGAUUUCAGGCGCCUGUUCGACCAGCCUAUUCAACACGACUGAAUAUCCAGGUGACUAAGAUACGCGGUGUACUUUUUUAAUGAAAAUGUAUCAGAAAAUAUGUCAAAAAUUGUAACAAAUGACAGAAAUUGAGGUCGAAUGCGUUGGAUACGUGUAUUCGAAACGAAACGAACGUUUCGAAACGUUCGACGAAAUCCCUCAAUUUGGUCAAUUCUGAACGAAUCUGCUCCGUUUCGCGCUUAAAUCGAUGCUUUUAACUUGGACAAUCGCCCCUACGGUUCACAAAGAACAAAAUUUGAGUGUUUAUUAAGAGAAAAACGAAAGAAUUCCGGUUUUCAAUUGAAAAAAGAAAAAAAGACAACUCGCUUGCGCAUUGCAAUGCUGGAAAAAGAUUUUGUUCUUUGCCUCUAUUCCAAAACCCGGUUCGUUCGUUCAGCCCACCUGUGUGGCUGAAUAAGACAGUGGACACUGUACGCGGUGUACUUUUUUAAUGAAAAUGUAUCAGAAAAUAUGCAUUGGAUACGUGUAUUUUCUGCGAAGAAAUGGAAGUACUCUUUCAAAAAUGAAAUGAACUUUCUAAUCGGACGAGACACCGAGACACCGAGAAAAGAACGAGACAUUUUGGAGGUGCGAGAAAGGGCGAGACGAGAAAGGGCGAGACGGCGAGACGACCGAGAAAGGGCGAGACGAGAAAGGGCGAGACAGCGAGACGACCGAGAAAGGGCGAGACGAGAAAGGGCGAGACAGCGAGACGACCGAGAAAGGGCGAGACGAGAAAGGGCGAGACGGCGAGACGACCGAGACACGGCGAGACGAGAAAGGGCGAGACCGAGACAGAACCGAGACACGGCGAGACGAGAAAGGGCGAGACGGCGAGACGACCGAGACACGGCGAGACGAGACUGGACGAGACCGAGACAGAACCGAGAAAGGGCGAGACCGAGAUGAUAAUGGAACGAGACGAGACCGAGACGAGAAAAAACCGAGACGACACAAGGGCGAGACACCGAGAUUUCUCGCAUUUUUGCGAGACGAGUCUCGACGAGACGACACACUAUCUUCUACUAUACUUUGGAGUACUGUAG